Brassica oleracea var. oleracea is the source of this 972-nucleotide messenger RNA. RefSeq lists its product as uncharacterized. NCBI's taxonomy places the organism in Eukaryota, Viridiplantae, Streptophyta, Magnoliopsida, Brassicales, Brassicaceae. The record is from RefSeq and is a predicted model, not a curated record. The transcript has a single exon. The coding region runs from base 1 to 972 and encodes 323 amino acids.
AUGAUUCUCUUUGGGUUCAAUGGCUUCGCCAGUAGGCUGAGGGACAAAAACUUUUGGAGCAUUGAUCAGAACAAGGCCACUUCGUCCACCUGGAGAUCCUUACUCUCACUGCGUGAUCUCGCUGCUAGGUUCCUACGACCCAAGCUUGGUAAUGGUCAGCUCCUCAGCUUUUGGCAUGAUCACUCGACAACACUGGGUCGCCUUAUCGAGAGAUUUGGAGAUUCAGGACCCAGGGAACUGUCGAUAAGCAUUUCUGCGAAAGUUUCCGAUGAUUGCGAUAAUAUAGGCUGGCUAUUAAGGGGAGCACGAUCUCCUGCUGCAGAGGAACUACAGACCUAUCUCACAACUAUCCCUCUACCCACUAUUACUUCAUCAACUGAUCAUUAUGUGUGGAAAGUAAAUGGGGAUGAGCUAGUAGAGUUCUCCACCAGUAAAACUUGGAAUGUGGUGCGGAACAGAGGAGUGGAGCAAGCAUGGACUAGAAGCAUCUGGUUUAAGGGUCAUAUUCCGCGACAUGCGUUCACAUCAUGGGUUGUACAUCAGGAUCGGUUACCAACCAGAUCAAGGCUUCUGAGAUGGGGUAUGAAUAUUUCUUCAUCUUGCUAUCUAUGCGGUACAGGGGAGGAGGACAGAGAUCAUUUGUUCCUGAAGUGUGAGAUCAGUGAAGCCCUUUGGAUCUUGGCGCUACAAAGGCUGGGAUAUUCAUUUCGGGCUUUCCAUACCUGGACAUCGUUUGCGGAUUGGACAGCUACAAGAGACUCGGUCACUAGCAGAACUCUCAAACAAAUGGUGGCACAAGCUACAACUUACAACAUCUGGAUCGAGCGAAACACAAGGCUUCAUGCACAAGAAUUCCGCACUCCAGCUGUUCUAUUCAAGAUCAUUGACCGUUCCAUCAAGGAUGCUAUCUUGGGCAGGAGAAAACUCAAGAAAUUUCAACUUUUGAUGCAACUUUGGAUACGCUAUGAGUAA